GCUAUGGAGGUUUUGAUGACUAUGGUGGCUAUAAUAAUUAUGGCUAUGGAAAUGAUGGCUUUGAUGACAGAAUGAGAGAUGGAAGAGGUAUGGGAGGUCAUGGCUAUGGUGGAGCUGGUGAUGCGAGUUCAGGUUUUCAUGGUGGUCAUUUUGUACUUAUGAGAGGGUUGCCUUUUUGUGCAACUGAAAAUGAUAUUGCUAAUUUCUUCUCACCACUAAAUCCAAUUCGCGUUCAUAUUGAUAUUGGAGCUGAUGGCAGAGCAACAGGAGAAGCAGAUGUAGAGUUUGUGACACAUGAAGAUGCAGUAGCUGCCAUGUCUAAAGAUAAAAAUAACAUGCAACAUCGGUACAUUGAACUCUUCUUGAAUUCUACCCCUGGAGGUGGCUCUGGAAUGGGAGGUUCUGGAAUGGGAGGCUACGGCAGAGAUGGAAUGGAUAAUCAGGGAGGAUAUGGAUCUGUUGGAAGAAUGGGAAUGGGGAACAAUUAUAGUGGAGGAUAUGGUACUCCUGAUGGCUUGGAUGGUUAUGGCCGUGGUGGUGGAGGCAGUGGAGGUUACUAUGGGCAAGGUGGCAUGAGUGGAGGUGGAUGGCAUGGGAUGUACUGAAAACAUAAUCGCCAACAUACAAGUCCUAACAACAGCAUCUGGUCUACUAGACUUUCUUACAGAUCUAAUUUCUUUUGUAUUUUAAGAACUUUAUAAUGACUGAAGGAAUGUGUUUUCAAAAUAUUAUUUGGUAAAGCCACAGAUUGUGAUGGGAAAAUCUGUUUUCUGUAGGUUUUAUUUGUUGCAUACUUUGACUUAAAAAAUAAAUUUUUAUAUUCAAACCAC
This is a messenger RNA of Marmota flaviventris (yellow-bellied marmot), 830 nucleotides long. The record is from RefSeq and is a predicted model, not a curated record. Lineage: Eukaryota; Metazoa; Chordata; Mammalia; Rodentia; Sciuridae.